Molecule: messenger RNA, 3011 nt
Organism: Cheilinus undulatus (humphead wrasse)
Lineage: Eukaryota; Metazoa; Chordata; Actinopteri; Labriformes; Labridae
Gene: clk2a
Product: CDC-like kinase 2a
Exons: 13
Coding region: 234-1823 (529 amino acids)
Biological process (GO): regulation of RNA splicing; protein phosphorylation
Cellular component (GO): nucleus
Molecular function (GO): protein tyrosine kinase activity; ATP binding
Source: RefSeq, a predicted model, not a curated record
CUCAUAGCGGCUCGGGCUCUGUUGCGCUGACAGAUCUGCGCUGGAUGUUUUACACACUCCUCAGGCGCAGGGAGGCGUUAGCAGCGCCAGUCUGAACCAGAACUAGCUGUGCGAGGAAGGCAGCAAGCAACAGAGCCUUUACCAUUGGGCUAACGAGUCGAUAAAGAACGGAAAACUGGAACGCCACGACGGAUUUCUUGUGGGACAAGCGUACAGGCCUCGCUGCUAAAACGAUGCCUCACACCAGACGAUACUCGUCUUCGGAUAGAGACAGUCGAAGCAGCUACCAGGACCGCUACAGAGACAGGGGGCGAAGACACCGGCACAGAAGAUCACCAACAUACUCAUCCAGCAGUGACAGAGACAGAGACCGGGACAGAAGGGGACGAGGACACAGACAGGAAGGCAGCUAUGCACGUACAAGGAGUCGAAGCUAUGACAAUCGCUCUACAGAGCACCGACCAUUUGACCGAAGAUAUUGCGAGGGAUACAGACGCUUGGAUCAGAGUCGAGAACGAGAUCGGGAUAGAGAAAGGGAGCCACAUGGAGCAACAGACAGUUACUACCCACGUGACUUCUCCCCAAACAUGUACGACUAUAGACGUGGCCGUGAGAGGGAGCGUGAACGAGACGAGUCCUACCGGCGGAAAGGCAGCAGGCGUAAGCACAAAAGAAGGCGGCGUAGAACCAGGUCCUAUAGCCCAUCCUCCUCGCGGAGCGACAGCCGGACGCGGGCACUGAGUGUGAGGGACGACGAGGAAGGGCACCUGAUCUGUCGGAGUGGGGACGUCCUGCAAGAGAGAUACGAGAUUGUCAGGACUUUGGGAGAAGGCACCUUUGGGAGGGUGAUGCAGUGUAUUGACCAUCGCAGAGGUGGAGCACAUGUUGCGCUAAAAAUCAUCAAGAACGUAGAAAAGUACAAAGAAGCAGCUCGUCUGGAGAUUAACGUACUAGAAAAGAUCAAUGAAAAGGACCCUGAUAACAAGUUCCUGUGUGUACAGAUGUAUGACUGGUUCGACUACCAUGGUCACAUGUGUCUCUCAUUUGAGCUUCUGGCUCUCAGCACCUUCGACUUUCUAAAGGAAAACAACUACCUGCCAUAUUCCAUUGGGCAAGUCAGACACAUGGCCUACCAAAUUUGUCUUGCUGUGAAAUUUCUCCAUGACAAUAAGCUGACACACACAGACUUAAAGCCUGAGAACAUCCUGUUUGUUAACUCAGACUUCACAAUGUCCUUUAAUGUUGAGAAGAAGCGAGAGGAGCGGACGGUGAAGAACACAGCAGUACGUGUGGUGGACUUUGGAAGUGCAACUUUUGACCAUGAGCACCAUAGCACUAUUGUUUCCACACGGCAUUACCGUGCCCCCGAGGUCAUACUUGAACUGGGCUGGAGCCAUCCGUGUGAUGUGUGGAGUAUUGGCUGUAUCUUGUUUGAAUACUACCUGGGCUUCACCUUGUUUCAGACUCAUGACAACAGAGAGCAUUUGGCCAUGAUGGAGAGAAUUCUGGGACCUGUGCCCUCGAGGAUGAUUCGCAAGACAAGGAAACAGAAGUAUUUCUACCGUGGCCGUCUGGACUGGGAUGAGAGCUCCUCAGCAGGGAAAUACGUCAGAGAAAAUUGCAAACCUUUACGGCGGUACCUGCUGUCGGAGGCAGAGGAGCACCACCAGCUGUUUGACCUUAUUGAAAGUAUGUUGGAGUACGAGCCCACCAAGAGGUUAUCUUUGGCUGACUCUCUCAAACACCCUUUCUUUGAGAAUGGGGGUACUGGCGAGGCAGCAGGCAGCAAGAACUGGGAGGGAAACCGGGACAUCAGCCGGUGACCCCCUGAGCCUCCUAAGACUGAAUUACAGAGGAAAUCAAAUAUUUCUGUGGGUGGAGCAGAUGAACUGUUUCUCAUUAAAGCAUGGACACGUUAAUUUCUUGCUCCUCAACCUCGGCCCUCUUUGACAUCCACCUCUGCAGCCACAUGAGGCAUGAUUUUGCAGCAGAGAGACCAAAAUAAGCCACAAAUGACUGGAAAGAGUCCAAAAAUCUUUUACUCUGGCCUCAAAGUAGCCCUCUAUGCAGCUCUUGUCUUCCUUUUAACUUGUGUACAUCUUCCUUUGAUCCGUCCAUGUAUUCAUUUCAUCAGCAUGUGAAAUUUUUUUAUUUUUUGUUAAAAUCAGCACUACAAAAUCAGUUACACACAGUAUCAGUUCUUUUUACAGUUCUUAAGAGUAAGGAUAGAGUAUAAAGGAGGCAGAGCUGUAUAUGCAAUGCACGUCUUCACCCAAGUAAUGUUAAAACUGGAGACAUGCAAAAAAGUCUAUUAUGUUACAUCAUAUAAAUCAAAUUGAAUAACUUAUUUUUGAAAUUGUGUCUCAAGUUUUUCAAGUGAGAACUUGCAUUGCAUAUCACUUUUUGUUGUUGCUUUUUUAUUGUUUGUUAUUUUUUAAUCUAUUCAAGGAAUAUCCCUGAUGUGGAGACUUAUUCUCCGAUUCACAGGCCUCCUGUUGUUCGCCAAUGAGAUGAUAAUGGUGAUGGACACUCCUCACUCACAGGCCUCUGUGGCCUGUCUUAAUAGAUAUAUAUGUUUGUUACAGAAUACUUUCUGGGUGUGAGUGUGUUUGUGUAACGGUGGGAUGGUGUGGGUGACAUGUUUUUGUUCCUGUUUUGCUCAGUGGCUUCUUUUUAGUUCAGGUAAAACAUGGAAAAAUUCUCACACACUUUUGAAGAUAAACAUAAACUGCCUUCUCUGUUGAGGUUAAGCACACGACUCCUGGUGAGAGCCAGCAAUCCACACACACAACUCUUGUUGACAGUAUUUAUUUUGAGUUACAGUUGGUCAUAGUCCCCCUUCUCCCCACACAUCCCUGUACAUGACUUUUUGUAUGAAAUUAAAGCGUAUAAAAGUGUAUAUAUGUAACAUUGUGUAGGAUUAAAGUUAAGUCCUCCUUGCCAAAGGCUUGUGGUGCUCUCAGUAUCAGUUUGAGCCUUUGGUAACUAAAGGGAGGCACUCUGUCUUUAAA